Messenger RNA from Acomys russatus (golden spiny mouse), 4468 nucleotides. It is a transcript of the gene Cc2d2b, whose product is annotated as coiled-coil and C2 domain containing 2B. Gene Ontology annotation, cellular component: ciliary transition zone. The transcript is spliced from 34 exons. The record is from RefSeq and is a predicted model, not a curated record. Gene Ontology annotation, biological process: non-motile cilium assembly; protein localization to ciliary transition zone. NCBI's taxonomy places the organism in Eukaryota, Metazoa, Chordata, Mammalia, Rodentia, Muridae. Bases 1 to 4296 code for a protein of 1431 amino acids.
AUGAAGAAGAUCUCAAAGAGAAGACAAGAGAUUUUUAGAAAGAUGUCAGAAGCAGCAUGCAGCAGUACCGCAGAAGUAAUGGACAGGCUGCCGUCAAAAGAGGAAAAUCGAAACAUAACAGAGACACUGAGGGGCAAAGUAAGAGAGAAACUAAAAAAUGCUAAGAUCAGUCAAAGUGAAAAGUCUUCAGCUGAGCCGCUCACUGAAACAAAGAUUCAUCGAUGGUCUAAGACUGAAGUCUUGCUGGAUGAAGGUCUGUCAUUUUUCAUCCUGAGUGGGGAAGAAGCCUCAGCCACAAGCCGGUCUUCACAGCAGAAAACAGUAAGUGAUAGUUACUUCGAACACUCUGCAUUUGGUGGCAGUUUACAAAGUGUUGCCGAAGGCCAAGAUGAGGAUUUUAUGGAAGAAGUAAUUUUAACAGAUUUAAUUGAGAUUAAAGCUGCGGAAUGUGAAGAUAAAGAACAGAUAAAAAACCAAGAGGCAUGUAUUUUUGUGCCAAGUAGUUCUCCAGUGGCCAGCCAGCAUAAGCUGCCAAAAGGCAUGAUGCCUCGAAUCUUAGAAGAUGAAGGAUUUUACAUUAAGAAAAAGCCAGAGACGUAUAAAAAGAUGUGCAACAAAAUGGAAAAUCGUCUGCUCAGCUUACAGGAGGGAAAAUGCUGGUUUGAAGAAAGUGGAGAAAUAAUGUCCUUACCUUCACCUAUUAGGCAGUCUUGGAAUUUUAGGCUCAGCACGAGCAAGGAAUCCUUGAACCCAGCACUAAAGACUAUACAUAAGAAGGCAGUGAAAUCUGACCUGGGAUGCUGUUUUAGGAGCAGAAUGGAUGGUCAAAGGGAAAUGUACCAAUUAGAUCUUAACAUCGUGGGCUUGCAGUUCAGCCACCACCCGCUCUUCAAUCAAGAACAAGUGCUCUGUGCCAGGCUGCUGCAGCUCUGCGAGUCUCUUCAGGACAGGCAGAAGCAGAGCUUAUCUCAGCUGCUCUAUGAGAAGCUGAAAGCACUGACAGAAGCUACCAAACUAGCAAGUGAAAACCCAGAAAUAAAUCAGCUUACCAGAAAUUCGUUACAAGAUUAUUAUUGGCAGAUAAGUGACACAAAGCAGCUGUAUGACGCAGAAAGGGAAAAGGACCACUCUCUGCUGCACAGUGUCUUACAGACUUGGAAACAGAUGAAAUCUCUCCGGCAAAAGCAAGGAUUUACAAGCACCCCAGUAAAGCUACAGUUUCAUAGGCUAAAAAUGAGCACGUGGGAUGAGCGGAGCCAAGCAGGAAGGACAGAAGUAUCUGGGGAAGAAAGUGAAGACACUCCGGUUCAGAACGAAGACACGCGGGAGGAGACUCUCCCCCUUCCAGCUUCAGACCUCGAAGGCAUGGAAAUUGAAAGGACAAAGCCAAUCACUCUGGUGCCACAACUUUCUUUCACAGCAGAAUUAACAAACCUAUCCAAGUGUUCACUAUAUGAGCAAAAGAGGAGAGCCAAAAUUCAGAAGCUUAAAUAUUUUAUCAAAAUAUUUUACAAUGGCAAACAGGUUUCUUGCACUUCAGUAUCUCCCCUACAGUUUGAUUUUAAAGUUAUGUUUCAACAAAUUUUUAACAUUCAGCUGAUAUACUGGCCUGAAACAAUUUGCUUGGAGGUUUAUGAGAUAAGUAAAAGAGAAAGUUUACUGGUUAAAUUAUAUCUGCCUUUACCUAACAAGACAGAGCUGAAAGGAAAGACUGUCCUGGAAUAUACAGAAUUUAGUUCUGAUAAACUGGUCAUACCUAUGGAUGGAGGCGUAGGAAGCAAUGUGCCUUUUAAUCUUGAGGGAAGUGACAAUGAAGAACUUUGCCUUUUGACCUCAGGGAAACUUAGCUAUUCUCUCUCAUGGGCUUUAGAUGAAAAUGGAAUCCCCCUGACACCCGUGUCGCAGUCGCUGAGAUCAGCAUACUGUAGUGUGCUAAGGAAUGUUGACGCGAGAGGUGUUCCUGGACUCCCAUGGAUCAUGAACUCACAAAAGCUUUGUGACUGGGCAGAUGACGUCAGGAUUGAUCCAAAUAAUCCGGAGUAUUCAGAUAUAACAGAACUUAUAAUGUAUCUGAGGCACAAAGGACAGGAAAUUCCAAAAUAUUUCCGUCUCGAGCAGUUGCAGGAUGAAUUUAACUUUGUGUCUGAGGAAGAAAUGAGAAGAAGCAAACGCUUCCAGCUGUUGCAGCUGAGAAACGCAGGCCAGCUAGAUCUCUUCCUCCUGCAGCAGAUGCCUCUCUAUGACAAAGAGAUCCCGGACGUAGUCUUCCAGGAGUAUGAAAGUCAGGCUCAGAAGGAUAUCUCCACUUCAGAUGUGAACUCCAUUACUGCGCAAAGAAUCAAUUCUGUCAAUUUUCUAAGAAAGAUGAGGAGGUUGAUAAUGAAGAGACUCAUCAAAGUCAGCAAGUUUAGCUUAUCGGAUAUCGUGGCUGACUACGAAGAAAUUGUAUCUACAAGCCAGUUGACAGAUGCAAUUUGUAAAUUCAUUGAACCACGAAGGAAGUUAAAACCUCAGAGGAAAGAAAGAAGAAAAGUCACAGCACAGAGCGUCUCCGACGGAGAUAUCAAGAUUCUUGUCAGGAUCCUGAGGGCCUAUAACAUUCCCACCAGAAAAACAGCAUCUUAUAGAUCUUUGAGCAUGCCUACUUACCUGAAGUCAUCCAUGUCUCACCUCAGACAUCAAGAGACAGCCAAGUCCGUGGCCUCGAACGACACCUUAAAUGAGGAUACUGUGCACCCUUUCAUAGAAGUUUCUUUUCAACACACUGUAUAUCAAACCAACACUGCAAAUGGAUCUCACCCAUGCUGGAAUGAAGAAAUCAAGGUAGAUUUUAUCUCAGCAGGACAUGAUUACAGCUUCUCUAGUUUGUCUAAGAUGAAGGAGAACAUAUGCAUCAAUGUUUUUGAUGAGGUGGUGAUUGAAAAACAUGAGGACCACUGCCUCAAGAGCUGCAGUGCUCACUCGUACAUACAGAAGAACUGGCUGGGCUCCGUCAGCUUCCCCUUCUCAGCGCUGCUGCAACAGUCUGAGAUUACCGGGACAUUCCGAGUGAACAUCCCACCCGUUUUGCUUGGGUACACCUGGAGUAACACUUACGUUCCUCCCAAAGAAGACUGCAGUGGGCAGAGCCCAAAAGAAUGCACUUUUCUAAAUAUUUUUGCCACAAUCGAACCUCAGAUAUCAUAUGUCACAUACAAUCCGAAACUAGAUGAGUUUUCAGGUCAAAUAGACAUUUUGCAGCAAGCACAGACUUUCACCAGGAACUGUAAGGCCAUGUUUCCCAGCCGAAGAGUCGUGGCGACCGUUUUUAAUGGAGAAGGGAUGCAAAUCUUAGUCACAAGAUACAUCAAGGCCUUGAAUCCACCUCAGCAGCUUCUGGAUAUAUUUCUUCAUGAUUCGAAUGCAACUCUUGACUGCAUUGCCCGAUUUGUAUCUUUGAUUCCUUUUACGGCAGAAACACUGGAUGAAAAUGACAGUUUUGACAUAUGGAUGACAUCAGAGUGCUGCAUUAAUCUGGCUACUGGAAAUAGAGAGGAGCACGCCAUACUUCUCUGUAAUUUCUUUCUGUACUUUGGAAAGAAGGCAUCGGUGAUCCUGGGGACCUCAGUGCUAGAAGGGCAUGUGGCUUAUGUAUUGACUCAAGAAACUGGAGAGUGUUUGCUCUGGAACCCAGCAACAGGGCAGUGUCAUAAGCAGUUUGACCCAUUUUGUCCUUUGCAAAGUGUGGAUUGUUUGUUCAACGACAAAAAUGUCUGGUUUAAUAUUCAACAAAACAAUGCACCUAUGGCUGUGCAUUUUGACUACUCAAAAGAAAGCAUCUGGAAACAGUUACUUCCAAAAAACUCUCAGGGGACCAAAGCCCAGAGUAUACAGCCUGAGGAAAUAGUUUAUUCUGAUACCAAUAAAGGCAUGGUAGAAGAUCUAAAGAGCAGGAUAGAAAGGGCGCUAAAAUGUAAAAUGAUGGAAUGGCGACCUAAACAGCCAACGCGCUGGAAUCGACAGUGCACUGCUAUUUUGCGACAAAUCCUUCCUAAACUAGAGUUUUACAUGGGAAAUUUUGUUUCAUUUGAAGACAGUGAAUUGGAAAGGCUGCUACAGUUUUACUGGGUCACAGGAUUUCCCAUCCAGAUGCCGUACACAGAUGUCCAGGCCGUCAUUGAUGCUGUGUACCAGACUGGGAUUCACUCUUCUGAAUUUCCCCAGACGGAAUUUGCUCUUGCUGUGUACAUUCAUCCAUACCCAAACAACAUUUUAUCUGUGUGGGUCUAUUUGGCUUCCUUAGCCCGACAUCAGUGAAACAGAAAAUGGAAAGGGCAAAGAAUACUACGGUGUCCUAGACUCAAGCUUUCCUGACACCUUGAUGCUAAUUUUCAAGUUCAUCAAUGCUGGGCAUGACUUAGAUUCCUGUGUAGAGGUGGGAACUAUGGAUACCGCAUCAGCAACCCUUCCCUAGCCUUUGAUGAUGAGU